This is a messenger RNA of Adineta steineri, 369 nucleotides long. NCBI's taxonomy places the organism in Eukaryota, Metazoa, Rotifera, Eurotatoria, Adinetida, Adinetidae. The record is from the annotation of a GenBank genome assembly.
AUGAUGUCAUCAACUAAUAUUCUACGUGCGAUAAUUAUUUCUAUUUUCUUGCAAUCAAUCAAUGGAUUGAUAAUUGGCGAAUGUAAAGAACCAAAUGAAUGGAAGACAUGGUUAAAUGUUCACCGUCCAACUGCCAUAGGUGAAUUUGAAUUAGUUCCACAUUAUCAAAAAAUUUUCGCAGGUCAACCAUUUAUAUGUUCAAAACCAACAGGAUUAGAAGUAAAAACGGUUAAUGAUCUUGAACCAUCAACAACAGGCGAUACAUUUCGUUUUACAUUUAAUGAAGGUUUUCUUUGUCUCAAUCAAAUAAUUUUUCCAAAAAAGAAAAAAUGUACAGAUUAUAAAAUAAAAUUUUGUUGUUCAACAUAA